CACAGAAACUGGGCUCUGCUGUGAUGUCAGAUGGGGUAUAAGAGUUGUGGCCAUGCCUUUGCCCUCCUGUUUGUGGAUUCAGCCCGUGGUCGUCUACAACGCCAGACCACCUUUUCAGGAGCCUUAAAGGAGCCUCAGGAGUGAUGGCGUUCCAGUCAGGUGUGAUCAGCUCGCAGCCUCAGGUCUCUGUCACACAGUACUCUGUGUCCCCUGGGUUAACAGACUGGAGUUCAAAUGUGUGCGACUGCUGUGAGGACUGUGGCAUCUGUCUUUGUGCAACAUUCGUCCCUUGUAUCCUGGGCUGUAAGGUGGCUCAGGACAACGGGGACAGCUGCUGCCUGCCCUUCCUUCCUGGUGCCAUGAUAGCUUUGAGGACAAGCAUGCGCAGCCGAUACCACAUUGACGGCUCGGUAUGUGAUGACUGGGUGGUCAUGGCCUGCCUGCCUCUGUGUGGACUGUGUCAGAUGGCACGUGAGCAGAAGAGGAGAGGAUGAAAAGAUAGAAAUGAAUCUGUUUUUUUAAAACUACAAAGAAAGAGGAAAUGUGGAAAUUCCUUGUUUUGUACACGAUUUCUGUAUUUCAAAUAAAAAUUGAAAUGUA
Molecule: messenger RNA, 600 nt
Organism: Epinephelus lanceolatus (giant grouper)
Lineage: Eukaryota; Metazoa; Chordata; Actinopteri; Perciformes; Serranidae
Gene: cnfn
Product: cornifelin
Source: RefSeq, a predicted model, not a curated record